Messenger RNA from Penicillium odoratum, 1044 nucleotides. Its product is annotated as proteasome inhibitor PI31 family protein. The transcript is spliced from 2 exons. The record is from RefSeq and is a predicted model, not a curated record. Lineage: Eukaryota; Fungi; Ascomycota; Eurotiomycetes; Eurotiales; Aspergillaceae. The coding region runs from base 1 to 1044 and encodes 347 amino acids. Gene Ontology annotation, molecular function: endopeptidase inhibitor activity; proteasome binding. Gene Ontology annotation, biological process: proteasome-mediated ubiquitin-dependent protein catabolic process.
AUGACAGAUUCAAGCCCUUUGACCACAGAAAAUGUCCUGGACGUCGCAAUCAAAGCACUGCAUGAUGAACAACCGAGUCUCAAAACACCUUAUGAAGCUAUCGCCCUGAUUGGCCAUGCCUGCAUGGCAGCGUUAGAAUUUAAGCUGGUGGGACUCGGAGAAGAUCACAACAUAGAGUCCACAGAGUUGCCUAAACUCCCCGCAGAAUGGAACGCUAACAGUACCUUGACCUUCCGAUAUACCCACGAACAAUCCCCGAUGCAGUUCCUUUUGAGAGUGAGUCGGCUUGGCAACAAAGCUGUGGUAAAUGCACUUGGCCUGGAUGAUGACCGCACCGGUUCUUUUGAAGUCUCCGUGAAAGAUUACAUCUCAGAGUCCGGCCUCCCACUACCAUCCACAGUCAAGACCACCGAUACUCUCCACAAUGUGUUUAUCUCCUCCGCUCGUCUCAGAGAACUGAUCGCUCUUUUCAAAUCCAAUGUACUCCAGAAGCUCGCUCCGGGGCUGGACAAGGAAGCCAUCGGGGCUUCAAAUCGAGAAUUCCAGGAGGCACUCCGCCAACAACCAGAAGACAGACCUCGUCAUGAUCCUCUACGGGAUGGUUCGAACAUGCCUGAUCCCGCUCGUCCAUACCCUUUUGAUGAUCCUCUGGCUGCUGCACCCCGCCAGCCUAAACCAACGCCCGACUUUGCUCCUCCGGGAUUUGAGGAUGAGUUUGAGAUGAAUCGCCCCACGCGUGAGUUCGUUCCGGGAUUUGGUAGGGGACAAGGUGUCGGUAUUGGAGAACGUGAUCUUUACCCAGCAGGACUUGGCCCUCACGAUCCCCUCCGUGGAACUACUGGCCCUGGCUUUGGGCGUGGUGGUGGCAUGCAUCCGACUUUUGAUGACCCUCUCUUUGGUGGGCGUGGUGGUAAUGGUGGGUAUGAUCCUCGUGCGCCACCUGGAGCCAGAUAUGAUCCUCCUGGACCUGGUGCUCCACCGUUUGGCCGCAGCCGAGGACCAUUUGGAGGACCCGGCGGAGGGUUCGGUGGUGACUUUAUUUAA